AUAUGCAUUUCUUUUUUCUUAUAGAAUAUCAAGAGAUAGAGAAUGAAAAACCGAAAAAAACAGAGGAAUAUCGUAAUGAUUAUCAUCGUUUUUAUUCAAAUGGAUCAUAUCAUAAAAGUACUUCAACAAUAACUGAUACAUCAUCAAGUGAAUCAUCAGAAUAUGAAGAACUUAAAAUUCAAAUUUAUAAUGGAAAAUCACCAAGAUCUAUGUCAUUUACUGAUGAAAAACCAACAUUACCAUUAAUUAAUGAAGAACAAUUAAAUGAAGAAAAACAACAUAUGAAAAUUGAUAUAUUGAAUGGCAAAGAUUUAUAUGGUCAACGACAUAUUACAUAUUUUGAUCCAUCUAUUAAAUUUCAACAUGUUGAACCAAUUGAACAAUUUGAAAAUGAUGAUAUUAUUUCACGAAUUCCAAUGAAUAAUUAUCAAAUAAAAAAUGAACGUGAUUCAACAGUUCGAAUUAAAUUUGAACUUCCACCUCCACCACCAAUUGAUGAUAUUCAAGAAGAACAUAUUUAUGAGGACAUUCCAAAUAUUAUUCCUAAUCUAGAAAUUUCUACCACGCAUUUCAUCCAACAACAAUCGACUCCAAUUCAAGAUAAUCAUUUCAGUACAACUGAACAAUUACAAUUUAUUUCCUCUUCACCGAAUUCACUCGAUGAAGUUUUACAUAAUGUUGAGCAAUGGUCUGAUAUUAUUGUUGAUAAUGAUACACGUUUACCAUCAUCACCACGUCGAAUUUCACAAAUUUUACAUUUACUUCCAUCAACAAAUGAAUAUGUCGAUGAACCAUAUAUGAAUCAUCGAUUAGAUAUUAAUUCAAUUAAUAUUCUAAAUCUUUCUUUAAUUGAUAAAUCAAUUCAAGAAAUUCCACUUGAUAUGAAUCUUGUAGUUUAUGAACAACCAAAUGAAAUUGAAGAUCAAUCUAUAUUAAAUAUACAGUCGAGCACUCUAACUACUAAUGAAAUUAUUGUUGAUGAAUAUUUAACUAAUGUUGAUAAAAAUGAUUGUAUUGAAUUUUUACAAUCGUUUGAAAAUGAAAUAUUAACAAGUCAAAUUGAACUUAGUGAAUUAUCAAAUGAAUCAUAUGAUCAAUGGAAAUUUGUUAAUGUUGAUAAUCAAAUAACAUCGAUUAUGAAACAACAAGAAGAAAAUAAAACAUUAAUUUCAACAUAUUUAUCAAAUGUUAUUGAUCAAGUAAUUGAAAAAAUUCAUGUCGGAGAUGAAUUAUUCGAAGCUAAAAAAACUUUUAUUAUCGAUAUUCAAGCACCAAAUGAACAACUAUUAUCAACAAACAAUAUUGAUAUUGAUUUACUAUUAAAUCAAUUAGAUAAUAAUUCUUCAAUACAAUCGACUUCAUUUAAUUUACUUCCAAUAGAACCAACUUUAUCUAAUGAUAUUAUAGACAAAGAAAUUUUAACAUCAAAUAUACAUAAAAUUGAAGAAACAUAUGAAAUUUUAUCAAAUAAAAUUGUUGAUUAUAUUGAUAUACCAACAUGUAAAACAUAUUUAGUUGAUCAAAAACCUGAAGCUAUUAUUAUUACUACUGAAGAAAUUUCAACGAAUAAUUCAUCUGAAUAUUUUCCUAUGUCAAAUAUACAAAUAGAAUCUGUACAAACAACACAAGAUAUUCGAACAAAUGAACAAUCUUCUAUUAUAUAUCGUACUAUUAUUAAUGAAAAAUUACCGAGUGAAUCAUUAGAAUCUUUAUCUGUUCCAGCUCAAUUAGAUUUAUUACCACUUGCAACAAUGCCCGAUCAAACAACAAAUAUAGAUGAACAACGUAUACCAGAUAGAAUUGUUCAAGAUGUUCUUUCGGCUUCACUCAAACCAAGAAAAGUUACACAUAUUGAAGGUACUACAGAAAUCAUACCAAUCAUUUUAUCUUCAUCAACAGAUAAUUCAAAUCAAAUUUCUUUUAUAAAUGAUUAUGAUGAAUUUUUUGAUGUUGAAUCAGAAUUUUCAAAUGAAAUGACAAAAACAGAUGUUACAUUAAUUACAUCAUUAGAAAAACCUCCAAUUACUCUUGCUGUAGCUGAAAAAUUACAACAUGAUGCAGCUAUUGAUGAUUUUAAUGAAAUUAAACUUGAUUUAACAUUAACAAAAAAACUAAUUAGUGUAGAAAAUUUUACUUCAAUAGAAGAUGAAAUGAAUACAUUAAUAUCUUUACCAUCAGAAAUAACUGAAAAAGAAGAACAGACUAUUGAAAAUCAACAACAAAUUGAUUCUAAUAAAAAAUCUAAACUAAUUAAAAAGAAGAAACAAAUUGUAUUGCAGAGUCCCGUUGAAGAGAAUCAAAAACUGCUACUUACUGAAGAAUCAAAAUCAAUCGACGAACAAAUGACAACAACAACAACAACAACUGAAGCGAUAACAUCAAUUGAUCAAAAUAUUCAAGAAACUAUUUCUUCAGAAUUAGAAAAACAAAAUUCUUCGGAAGACAUAUCUGAUUUACAAAAAAUUUCUGAUGGAAAGAAAAACGAACAAAUUAUCAUUGAAAAAUCAACAUCAAUUGAAUCAUUCAAUCAAAAACAAAUUGAUCAAGAUCCGUCAUCAGAAAAAUUAUCUAUUUUUCAACAGGAAUCAUUACAAAUUGAAGCUAUUCAAAUAUCAUCACCUAACGUAUCGAUCACACAUGUAGAACAAGAAUUGAUUCGUCCAAAAUUUUCUCUUCGCCUGAAACCAACAACUAUAAUAAAUAAUAAUGAUAAACUUCAACUUGAAGUUCAUUUCAUUGGUCAACCUGAACCAAAGGUAACAUGGUAUUUUAAAUCAAAUGUGCUUGUACCUUCAUCUAAUGUACAUAUUGAUCAAUCACAUGAUAUUCAUACGUUUAGUUCAAUAUUAACUAUCGAUAAAAUAAAUUCUAAUUAUGAUGGUAAAUUUAAAGUAAUAAUAAAGAAUGAAUUAGGUGAAGCUGUUAGUGUUGCACAAGUAAAUGUUAAACGAGAAUGUGUAGCUCUACAACUUCAUGUACCUAUGAAAAAAACACUCAUGAACAAUACUUCAAUGUCUUCAAACAAUGAAACAACAAGUAUACAAUUAAUUCGACGAGAGAGUAAUAAUUAUAUAUUGUCUUCGAAUAAAAAUAACGGUGAAAGUGAAAAAAUGCUUAAUGAAACUUCUAAUGCUACUGUGAGACGUCCUUCUUACAGUACAUUAGUUAUACCUGAAGGAAAGCCUAGUUUUCCUCAAGCACUUGAAAAUGAAUUAUUUAUUAAUGAAGAUGAUCCACUUACUCUGGAAUGUGUAAUUGCUGGUAAUCCAUUACCUGAAUUAAUUUGGAUACAUAAUGAUCGUAAAAUAGUUAUUGGAGAUGGUUAUGAUAGAAAAAUUGAAACAUUAAAUCCUCAUACUGUUCGUCAUCAAUUACAUAUAGCUUCUAAACAUAAAAAAUUAGGUGUUUAUAAAGCUCAAGCACAAAAUACCUAUGGUCAUACAAUAAGUAUAUGUAAUGUUAAAAAAUCUGCACAAUCAAUUGAUCGACGACGAGCUGCUUUUGAAGAAUCCGAAUUACAAGCUCCUGCUCCACCUAUUCCAAGACGUCGUUCAAGUACAACACAACCUAAUAUUGAACAAACUCAACCAAUAACACAAAAACCAGUUAUUAUUCAAGGCCUUUCAACUUAUCAAGUUGAUUUAAGUUCACCAUGUGCAUUAACAUGUAAAUCAAAAUAUGAUACUGAAUAUCAAUGGUUUAAAGAUGGUCAACCUUUUGAUCCUAAAAAAUUAAAAGAUGCAAAUAUAUUUACAAAAGUUGAUCGUUCACAAGAUGGAAAUAUACAUGUACUUAAUAUAAAACAAUUUAAACAAGAAAAUUCUGGUCAAUAUGAAUUAAUAUUAAAAAAUAGUUUAGGAGAAAUUAAUUCUAAAGGACAAUUAGAAAUGAAAGGUGUACCACCAACAUUUACUGUUGAACCAAAAUCAACAGCAGGUGUUAAAGGAAAAAUGGUAGAAUUUAAUUGUCGUGUUGUUGGAAGUCCUAAACCAGAAGUACAAUGGUUUCUUAAUGGACAACUUUUACAUUCAGGUGGUAAAAUUUCUAUUGUUGAGGAACGUGGUUUAGUUGUUCUUCGUAUAAAUAAUAUAGCAGAUAAUGAUGCUGGUACAAUAAAAUGUCUUGUAAAAAAUAGUUUAUCAGAAAUAUCACGUGAAGUUCAAUUACAAAUAACUGGUGAACAACGUGCACCAGUUAUAAUUGAUAAAUCAAAAUCAGUUGAAAUCAAGCCUAAUGAAAGUGUAGAAUUUUUUGUUAAAAUAUCUGGUUCACCAAAACCAACAGUUACAUGGACUCGAAAAGGAAUAUCAAUAUCUCCAAAUGAAUUAUACCAAUUAAGAACAGAAAAUGAUAUGUAUUAUUUAUUAAUUAAAAAAGCUGUUGCUGAUGUUAUGGGAACUUAUGUUAUAACAGCUAGUAAUGUUAAUGGAAAAAAUUCAACAGAAAUUGAUCUUGGUAUUACAGGUUUGGCUACAUUAUUUGAAAGACCAUUACGUGAUACAUCAGUUACACAUGGACGUCCAUUAACACUUGAUUGUGAAGUUAAUACUAAAAAAGGUGUACCAACAAUUGUUUGGAUGAAAAAUAAUCAACCAAUAGAAAAAUCAGAUCGUAUUGUUGCAUCAACGAAAGGAAAUAAAGUUCAUGUCUUAACAAUAAAACAAGCUAUACCAUCCGAUGCUGGUUAUUAUAGUGUAAAAGCUACUUUAGGUAGUGAAACAAGUACAUCUGAUGCUCAAGUUGUUGUUGAAGUUGCUCCAACAUUUGUUAAACUACCAGAAAUAGUCACUGUUGUUGAUGGACAAGAUUGUGAAAUAAAUAUUGAAGUAUCUGGUUUACCACCUCCUCAAGUUAAAUGGUCCUAUUUAGCUGAAGAUUUAGUAACAAAUGCUAAAUAUAAAAUAACAUCUAGUGAUACGAAUCAUCAAUUACGUGUUCAACGUGCAACAGCAAAAGAUGCCGGUGAAUAUCAAGUUGUUUGUUCAAAUAAUCUUGGUCGUAUAACAGGAAGAAUAGAAGUUCGAAUAUCAUCACCACCUGUUGUAGUUCAACCAUUAAAAGAUUUACUUAUACCAAUAAAACGUACUGCUCGAUUAGAAACACAAAUUUAUGCAUAUCCAGAACCGAAAAUCGUCUGGUCAAAGGAUGCAAUACCAAUGGAUUUUAGUUUAGCUCCUGCACGAAUAAAUGCUGAAGAUCGUCGAGGAACUUAUGCAUUAGUUAUUAAAAAUGUACAAUUAGAAGAUAGUGGAUUUUAUGUAUGUACAGCACAAAAUCCACUUGGUUCAACUAAAACAUCAGCUACAUUAACAAUUGAAGUUGCACCAGUAUUUUUACAAAAAUUAGAAAAAUUAGAAGGUGUUGAAAAUUGUGAUAUUGAUAUUCGUGUACAAGUUGCAGGUUAUCCAAGACCUUCAUUAGUUUUUUCAUUUAAUCAAAAACCAAUUGAUUUAAGAGAUCGAUAUUCAUUAAAAGAACUUAAAGGUGGUUGGUAUGUAUUUACAAUUGCAAAUGCACGAGCAUCCGAUGCUGGAUCAUAUUCAUGUACAGCAACAAAUUUACUUGGACAAGCAUCAUGUGUUGGUAAAUUAACAUUAUUUCCAUUAUCACCACCAAAUUUUACAAAAAAUUUAAGUGAUGCAAUAUUUCCUGUUGGUGGAAUAUUAAAAGCUGAUCUUAAAGUAAAUGGUUUACCAUUUCCACGUUUAACAUGGCUUAAAGAUGGACAAGUUUUUGAUGAAAAUGAUCGUACAUCAAUUGUAUAUGAUACACGUUCAGCAACAUGGACAUUAACAAUACGUGAUUGUCAAGAACAUGAUACAGGCGUUUAUGAAUGUCGUGCUAAAAAUCCUGGCGGAGAAAAAUCAACUAAAUGUACAAUAACAGUUUCUGGUGAAGCACCAUCAUUUACAGAUGCACCAGAAAAAGUUAGUUGUUUGGCAGGGCAAACAGCUGUAUUUGGUUGUCGAGUAUCAGGUGAUCCAUAUCCAUUAGUUGUAUGGUCAAAAGGUAAAGGAAAAACAUUUACAGAAAAUACACCAAAAUAUGCACUUUAUUAUGAUGAUGAACUUGAUGCACAUUUUUUUGAAAUUAAUCAAUGUUCACAAGCUGAUACUGGAACUUAUACAGUUACAGUUCAAAAUGUACAUGGAACAUUAACAAAACCUGUUUCAUGUUUUACUGUAACAAAACCAGAUGAAGUUAUUGAUUAUAAAAGUAUUUUACGUAGAAUGGUAGCUUUAGUACGUGAUCGUGAAGGUGGUCCUGAUUGGGGUAAAUUAAAAAAAGGUAAAGGUAAACCAAAAGGUCCAGGUGAUCCUGGUUGGCAAUAUCAAUUAAAACAUUUUGAAUUAACUGGUGAUGCACAAUUAAAAACACGUGCAAAAGGUGAAGCUGGUGAUUUAAUAGGUUUAUCACCUACUGAUUUUGUUAAACGUCGAUCAACAGCAGGUACAGAUGGUAGUGGAAAUUUAGACGAUGAUGAUGGACAUGGAUUAGGUGUACCAAAAUCAGGAACCGGUAAAGAUCGUCGAAUAUCACGUCUUGGUCUUGUAACAUUUACAAAACCACUUUCAAAUAUAACAGUACAUGAAGGUAAAAAUGCUGCAUUUGAAUGUAAUGUAUCUGAAGCUGAAGCACCUGUAACAUGGUAUAUUAAUGAUCAACCUGUACCAAGUCAACGUGCACAAACAUUAUCAAUUGGUAAAACACGUCGUCUUGUAUUAAAAGAUUGUUUAUUAAAUGAAAAUAAUUCAAAAAUAACAUGUGCACUUGAUGAAGCAACAAAAACAGAUGCACAAUUAUUUGUUAAAGAAGAACCAUUUGAUUUUACAGAUAAAUUAAAAAAUUUAAAAGUUAAACGUGGUGAUAAAUGUGAAUUACAAUGUACAGUUAAUAAACCUAAUAUUGCAUUACAAUGGUUUAAAGAUGGUAAACCAAUAACAGAUGUUAAAGAAGAAGUUGAUGGUUUAGUUCAUCGAUUAAUUAUACCAAAUACUACUGAUGCAGAUAAAGGUGUUUAUACAGCAAAAUAUCAAGAUCUACAAACAGAAGGAAAUGUAGAAAUAUUAGGUCCACCACAAAUUGUUAAACCUCCAAAUGAUUCUAUUCUUCUUGUUGGUCAAUCUGUUCUUCUUACUGCUGAAGUAACUGGUAGUCCAAAACCACAAGUUACAUGGUUAUUUAAAGGUCAACCACUUAAACCAACAGUAACAAAACAUCAAAUUGAUACAAAAAAAGAUGGUGUACAUAUUUUAAAUAUUCUUAAAGGUGAACCAGCUGAUGAAGGUGAAUAUACAAUUAUGGCUGAAAAUGCUGUUGGUAAAGUUCAAGCACAAGCUAAAGUAAGAGUAUGUACAAAACCAAAAGUCGAUAAAUUAGCUGAUGUUUCGGUUAAUAUUGGUGAAAAUGCUCGUAUACAAUGUCAAUAUUCAGGUAAUCCAACACCAACUAUAACUUGGUAUAAAGAUGGAAAUCCUAUACCAAAUAAUGAUCAACGAUUUAAAAUUACACAAGAAACAACAACAUUAUCUGUAUUAACAAUUAAUAAUACAAAUAUGGAUGAUAAAGGUGUUUAUUCAGUUAAAUUAACAAAUAUUGCUGGUGAAGUUGAAGGAAAAGCUAAUUUAAUUAUUAAACCAAUUAAACCAACUAUAACUCGUGAUCUUGAUGCAGCAUAUACAGGUACAAAAGAUGAAGAUCUUAUAUUAUCAAUAGCUGGUACUGGUAAUCCAACUCCAACAUGUCAAUGGUUUAAAAAUAAUACUGAAUUAACAUCAACAACAGAUAAACGUAUACAAUUUAAAGAAGAUAAAACAACAAAUGAAUAUUUUCUUAUUAUUAAAAAUGCUAAUCAAGAUGAUUUGGGAGAAUAUCAAGCACAAUUAACUAAUGUUGCUGGUUUAAUUAAAUCAAAAAAAAGUAAAGUUAAUAUACAAAAACAACCAACAUUUAUUAAAAAACCACAAUCAAUUACUGUUAAUCAAAGUGAUACAAGUAAAAUUGAAUGUCAAAUUGAUGCAUUACCACAAGCAAAACUAACUUGGUUAGCUAAUGGUAAACCAGUUACAAUUAAAGAUGGAUAUGAAACAACAUUUGAUACGAAAACUGGUAUUGCAACAUUAAAUAUUAAAAAUAUUACAACAAAACAUGCUGGUCCAAUAACUAUUCGUGCUGAAAAUGUGGCUGGUUCAGCUGAAGAAACUGUUGAUAUUAAUGUUCGUUCAGCACCAAUACUUCUUAAACCAUUAACUGAUACAGAAGUUAUUACUAAUAAUGAUGCAACAUUUACUUGUGAAUUUCAAUCAUCACCAACAGCAAAUAUUCAAUGGUUUGCUAAUGGUAAACCAAUAAAUUCAACACCAAAUAAAUAUGAUAUAAUAUAUGAUAAAAAAACAAAUCAACAUAAACUUAUUAUUAAAAAUACAACAUUAGCUGAUCAUGGAACUUAUACGGCAAAAGCAACAAAUGAACUUGGAAAUAUUCAAACUGAAGCUAAACUUAAUGUUACUAAUGCACCAAGUUUUAUAAAUGGUUUACAAGAUAAAAUAGUUAUUGCAAAAGAUACAACUGAAUUAAAUGUUAAAGUUAAUGGUAUACCACAACCAACAUUAACUUGGUUAAAAGCUGGAAAAGAAAUAAAACCUGAUGAUAAAAAAUAUUCAAUUGUACCUAUAGAUAAAGAUGGCAAUGCUAAAUUAAUAAUCAAAGAUAUUAAUGAAGAUGAUCAUAGUUUAUAUUCUUGUAUAGCUAAAAAUAAAGUUGGUACAAAUCAAACUGAUGGUCAUUUAAAUGUAACAGCACCAUUAAAAUUUAUUCAACCAUUACAAGAUACUGAUGUACUUAAUACACAAAAUGCAACAUUAAAUUGUGAAGUACAAGGUAUUCCAAAAGCAAAUGUUAAAUGGUACUUUAAUGAUAUUGAACUUAAAUCAACACAAAAACAAACAAUAUCAAGUAAACAAAAUGUCCAUUCAUUAACAGUUACUCGUGCUGAUCUGACUGAUGCUGGUGUUUACAAAGCAGUUGCUGAUAAUGGUACGGGUAAAACCGUUGAAACAACAUGUACUCUUACUGUUGGAAGCAAACCAAAAGUCGAAGGUAAACCUAAUGAUGUUACUGUCAAUGUUGAACAACCAGCUGUACUUGAAUGUACAUUUUCUGGUUUUCCAAAACCUGAAGUAACUUGGUUUAAAGAUAAUGUUCCUAUUGUACCUGAUCAACGUAUAAAAGUUCAUGAAGAUAAACCAAAUGUACAUUCAUUAAAAAUUUCUUCAUCACAAAUUGAUGAUAAAGCAACAUAUACAUGUAAAGCUAAAAAUCGUUUUGGUGAAGUUGAAGCAAAAAUGAAUUUAAAUGUUAAUUCAAUUAAACCAAAUAUUGUUCGUGAUUUACCAGAACAACAAAUUGUUGAAAAAAAUAAACCAUUAGAACUUCAAGUUGAAGUAACUGGUUUACCACAACCACAAGUUAAAUGGUUUAAAGGUAAUGAUGAAAUAAAUCCAGCAACAAAUAAAGAUUAUCAAAUAACAUUUGAUAAUAAACAAACAUAUACAUUACAUGUAAACAAUUCUUCACCUGAUCAUCAAGGUGAAUAUUCAGCACAAGCUAUAAAUCCAGAAUUUAUUAAAUUACCACAAUCACAAACAGUUAAAGAUGGACAACCAGUUGUAUUUGAUGCACAAAUUGAUGCUUAUCCACUACCAAAAGUGACAUGGCUUAAAAAUGAUAAACCAUUAACACCUGAUCUUGGUUUUGAAAGUCAAUUUGAUGCUAAAACUGGUCAAAUAACACUUAAACAUAAAGGUGUAACUCCUAAACUAGCUGGUCCACUUAUCUGUCGAGUAGAAAAUGCAGCUGGUACAACAGAUGCACCAGUAACACUUGAUGUUCAAACUGCACCAGUUAUUACAAAGAAAUUAACUGAUCAAGAAGUUAUGGUUAAUAAUGAUAUUCGUUUUGUUGCUGAUAUUACAGGUUCACCUUCACCAAAAAUAUCUUGGAUGAAAGAUGAUGUACCAAUUAAACCUGAUGCUCAACAUAUUAUUGAAUCUGAUGGUACAACUCAAACAUUAACUAUUAAAAAUGCUAAAAUAACUGAUGAAGGUAAAUAUCGUGUAUUAGCUGAAAAUCCACUUGGUCAUGUUGAAUCACCUGCACAAUUAACAAUUCUUGAACAUCCAGUAGUUGAUCAACCAUUUGGUAAUGUAACACAACCAAUUGGUUCUGAUGUUAAUCUUAAAUGUAAAGUUAUUGGUGGUCGACCAAAAGCAACAAUAACAUGGCUUAAAAAUGGUAAAGAAUUUAAACCUGAUGAUCGACAUAAAACAAAAGUCUUACCUGAUGGUACAUGUGAAUUAUCUAUAAAAUCAAUUGAUGAAACAGAUAAUCAAGAUAAAUAUACAUUAUUAGUUAAAAAUAAAGUUGGACAAAAUGAAAUUAAUUCAACAAUAACAGUUCAAGCACCAUUAGAAUUUGUUCAACCAUUAAAAGAUCAAGAUGUUCUUUCACAAUCACCAUGUGUAUUAACUGUUGAAACAAAUGGAAUACCAAAACCAACAGUUAAAUGGUUUUUUAAUGAUCAAGAAAUUAAAAAUACUCCUAAAACUAAACUUGAAUCUAAACAAAAUACUCAUACAUUAACAUUACCAAAAACUGAAUUAACUGAUGAAGGUACAUAUAAAUGUGUUGCAACAAAUCCUGAUGGUACAGUUGAAACAAAAGCAAAAAUUUCUGUGUGCACUAAACCAAAAGUUGAAGGUAAAGUAAAUGAUGUUACCGUACAAAUUAAUGAACCAGCUGAAUUACGUACUAAAUUCAGUGCAAUACCUAAACCAACUGUAACUUGGUAUAAAGAAAGUGAUUUAAAGACACCAAUAAAACCAAAUAAUAAUAUUGAAAUUAGUGAAUUACCUGAUGGUACAAGUGUAUUGAAAAUAAAAAAAACUGAUUUAACAGAUACUUCACCAUAUAUUGCUCGUGCAACAAAUAAAGUUGGUGAAGUUGAUUCAAAAAUAAAUUUAACUGUUAAAGAAAUUAAACCACAAAUUUUAUCUGAUUUAACAAAUGUAAAUGCAAUUCGUGAUGAACCAGCACAAUUUACUAUAAAAGCAACAGGAAAUCCUCAACCAACAAUUCAAUGGUUUAAAAAUGAUACGGAAGAAAUUCUUCCAACAAAUAAAGAUUUUCAAAUCAUUCAUGAUAAACCAUCUGAUACAUAUAGUCUUAAAAUAAAUAAAUGUAAACCUGAACAUCAAGGUGAUUAUUCAGCUGUUAUAACAAAUUCUGGUGGUACAAUUAAAUCUAAAAAAGGUAAAUUAGUUGUUACAAAAGCACCAGAAUUUCUUGAAAAACCAAAACCAAUUGAUACAAAUGAAAAUCAAUUAGCUGAAUUUCAUACAAAAAUUGAUGGUUUUCCAACACCAAAAAUUACAUGGUUAUUUGAUGGAAAACCAGUUACACCCAAAGAUGGUUUUGAUGUACAAACAGAUCAAACAAAUGGUACAUCAGUAUUAACAAUUAAACAAGUUACACCUAAACAUGAUGGAAAAAUUACUGUUAAAGCAGAAAAUCCAACAGGUUCAGUUGAAGAAACUGUACCAUGUUCAGUUAAAACGGCACCAAAAAUUACAAAAAAACCAACAGAUACAGAAGCAUUAAUACAUACAGAUGCAGUUUUUACUGUUGAUAUUGCUGGUUCACCGAAACCAAAAGUUGAUUGGAUUCAUGGUGGUCAAGUAAUAAAACCAUCAAAGAAAUAUGAAAUUGUUGAAGAUACACCAACAACAUCAAAAUUAAUUAUUCAUGAUGUUACACCAGAAGAUGAAUUACCUGUUCAAAUUAAAGUUAAAAAUCCUCUUGGUGAAACUGAUACAACUGUUCAACUUAAAGUACUUGAAACACCACGUAUUGAACCUUCAUUACCUGAUAAAGAAGUAACAUUAAAUCAACCACUUGUUCUUAAAACAAAAGUUCAUGGUCGUCCAAAAGUUGAUGUUCAAUGGUUAAAAGAUCAAAAACCAAUAACACCAUCAGAUCAUAUUAAAAUUGAACAAAAUGGUGAUGAUUGUACGUUAACUAUUCCAAAUGUUAAAGAAGAAGAUAUGGGUACAUAUACAUUAUCAGUUAAAAAUAAAGUUGGAAAAGUUGAUUCAACAUCACAUGUUAAUGUAACAGCUCCAUUAAAAUUUACUGGUAAAUUAAAUGAUCUAGACAUUGUACAAGGUGCAAAUGGUGUUCUUAAUAUUGAAUGUGAAGGUGUACCGAAACCAAAAUUAACUUGGUAUUUCAAUGAUAAUGAAAUUAAAUCUACUCAAAAGACUCGUAUUGAUACAAAAGGUCCACAGAGUUCAUUAACAAUCAAUAAAGCUGAUAUGCCUGAUAUUGGUGUUUAUAAAGUCGUAGCCGAUAAUGGUAAAGAAAAAAUUGAAACAACAGCUCAUGUUGAUGUUUGUGUUAAACCAAAAGUUGAAGGUAAACCAUCGGAUGUAUCAUGUUUAUUAAAUGAAACUGCUAAAUUAAAUGUUAAAUUUACGGCUAUACCAAAACCAACAAUAACAUGGCAUAAACCUGAUGGUACUGAAGUAAAACCUGAUAAACGUAUUCAAAUUGUUAACGAUGAUAAUGGACAAUCAACAUUAAUUAUUAAUGAUGCAACAACACAAGAUUCUCAACCUUAUACAGCACGUGCAACAAAUAAAGUUGGAUCUACUGAUGCUAAAAUUAAUUUAACUGUUAAAGAAGUAAAACCAACAUUAAAAAAUGAUCUUGAACCACAAACAAUUAAUGUUGGUGAUGAACUUGUUUAUCGUCUUGCUGUUGAUGGUCGACCAAUACCAACAGUUAAAUUCUAUAAAGAUGGAAAUGAAGUUGGUCCAGUUACUAUUGAACCACCAACUAAACCUGGUGAUACAACUGCAAUUGCAGUUCUUCGUAUUCCAAAGGCUACAACUAAUGAUCAAGGUGAAUAUCAAGCUUCAGUUGAAAAUCCUGCUGGUGUUGUUAAAACUAAAAAAGUUAAAGUUACUGUUCAACAAACUCCAGUUUUUCUCAAAGCUCCUGAAGAUACAUCUGUUAGUCAAGGUAAAGAUGUUACAUAUGAAGCUCAACUUUCAGCAUAUCCAGUACCAAAAGUAAAUUGGUUAUUAAAUGAUAAACCAUUAACACCAAAUGCUGAUUGUUCAAUUACAUUUGAUGCAGCAACACAAAAAGCUUCAUUAACAUUACGUAAAGUUGAUUCAGAUAAACAUACAGGAAAAAUAACAUGUCAAGUUGAAAAUCCAGCUGGAAAAGUAACACAUGAUGCUAAACUCGAUGUUCGUACACAACCAAAAUUAACAAAACCAUUAAAAGAAGAAAGUGUUAUUCAAGGAAAUGAUGUUACAUUAUCUAUUGAAUCAACUGGAAAUCCAGCACCUAAACCAGAAUGGUAUUUUAAUGAUAAACCUAUUUCACCAAAUGAUCAACAUUAUCAAAUAAUAACACCAAAAGAAGGAAAUACAUAUGAACUUAAAGUAAAACAAACAAAACCAACUGAUGAAGGUAAUUAUAAAGUUGUUUUGAAAAAUAGUGAAGGUGAAGUAACAAGUCAAGCUAAAUUAAAUGUUCAUACAACACCUGUUAUUGAAGCUUUACCAGCUAAAAUUGAAGCUGUACAAGAUGAAAAAGUUACUAUUCGAUGUAAAGUUUCUGGACGUCCAAAACCUGAAAUAACAUUUUUAAAAGAUAAAAAAGAUGUUACAACAUUAGAUGAUAAAGAACGUUUUCAUAUUGAACAUGAUGAUAAAACAGAUGAAGUUCGUCUUAUUAUAUCUAAUGUUAAAGAAGAAGAUCAAGGUAAAUAUACAGUACGUGCUAAAAAUCCAGCUAAUACAACUGAAGAACAUACAAAUUUAAUUGUUAGUGCACCAUUAGCAUUUAUUGAUAAAUUACAAGAUACAGAUGUAAUUAGUGGACAAAAUUUAACAUUAACAUGUCGUUGUCAAGGUAUACCUAAACCAACAAUAAAAUGGUAUCAAAAUGAUACUGAAAUAAAAUCAACAACAAAACAAAAAAUUGAAUCAAAACCCGAUGGUACACAAACAUUAACAAUAAAUCGUGUUGAUUUAACUGAUGGUGGACAAUUUAAAGUUGUUGCAACAAAUCCACAAGGUACGGUAACAUCAACAUGUAAUGUUGAUGUUCUUAUGAAACCUAAAAUUGAUGGUAAAGUACAAGAUACUCAAGUUGUUAUUGAUGAACCAGCUGAAUUAAAUGUUAAAUUAUCUGGUGUACCAAAACCAAAUAUUCAAUGGUUUAAAAAUGGUGAACCAUUAAAUAUUGAUAAUAAACGUAUGAAAGUUAUUGAUAAACCUGAUGGUUGUUCAUUACUAAUUGAUCAUGCACAAUUAGAUGAUAAAGGUUCAUAUACAUUAAAAGCAACAAAUAAAGCUGGUGAAGUUGAAUCACCUAAAAUAGCAUUAAAUGUAACAGCUGUACAACCAAAACUUAAAUCAGAUUUACAACCAACAUUAAAUGUUACCAAAGGUGAACCAAUUGUUUUAACAAUACAAGCUGAUGGUAAACCAAAACCACAAGUUAAAUGGUUUAAAGGAACUGAAGAAAUUCCAGUAAAUCAACCAGGUGUUAAAAUGAUUGAAGAAGGUGAUAAUACAUAUAAAUUAAUUAUUGACAAAGCAACUGAUAAAGAUCAAGGAGACUAUAGUGCAGUUGCUCAAAAUCCUGGUGGACAAGUUAAAACAAAAAAGACAGCUGUUACUGUUACAAAAACACCUGAAUUUGUUACUAAACCAACCGAUACAACUGUUAAACAAGGUGAAACAGCAACAAUUGAAUGUAAAAUUGAUGGUUUACCUGUACCUAAAAUAACUUUAUUACGUGAUGGAAAACCAUUAACACCUAAAGAUGGUAUUGAACAAACAUUUGAUGCUCCCAAUAAUCGUCUUGUCAUAACCGCUAAAAAUGCUCGUGUUGAUCAAAGUGGUACAUUAACUUGUAAAUUAGAAAAUCCAGUUGGAACAACUGAAACUCCAUUUAAAUUAAAUGUUACAGCUGCACCAACUAUAUCCAAAGGUUUAACUGAUCAAGAAUGUCUUUUAGGUAAAGAUCUACGUUUAACAGUUGCCGCAUCAGCUAGUCCACAACCAACAGUUAAAUGGUUUAAAGAUAAUGUUGAAUUAAAAAAUGUUGGUACUAAAGUUAAUGAUGAUACUUAUGAAUUAGUUAUACCAAAUGUUAAACCAGAAGAUGAAGGAAAUUAUAAAGCUGUUAUUUCAAAUCCUCUUGGAGAUAAAGAAUCUCAAUGUAAAGUAAAUGUUAUUGAACCAACAGAUCUUAAAUGUGAAUUUCCUGAACAACAAACAAUUCAAGUUGGUAAACCAAUUAAACUUGAAUGUAAAGUUAGUGGACGUCCACAACCUGAUGUAAUAUGGACAAAAGAUGGUAAAGAAGUAAAACCAUCGGAUCAUGUUGAAAUAACUAAAAAACCUGAUGGUACUUGUGCAUUGACAAUUAAACAAGCUACACCAGAUGAUAAAGGUGUUUAUAAAGUAACAUGUAAAAAUAAAUUACAAACACGUGAAGCUCAAACACAAAUUCAAGUUUCAUCACCAUUGAAAUUUAAUACAGCACUUAAAGAUAAUGUAGCACAAGUUGGACAAAGUGUUACACUUGAAGUUGAUUGUGAAGGAUUACCUAAACCAACAGUUAAAUGGCUUUGUAAUGGACAAGAAAUAACACCAUCAGCUAAACAUAAAAUAGAAUCAAAAGGAAAUACUAAUAAAUUAACAAUACCUAAAGUUGAUCUUGUUGAUACGGGUGUCUAUGAAGUUGUUGUUUCAAAUGGUCUUGAAACUAUCAAAUCACAAUCAAAACUUGAUGUUUGUGUCAAACCUAAAGUUGAAGGUAAACCUACGGAUGUUAAUGUCCAUAUUGGUGAACCAGCUAAACUACAAUGUAAAAUCACUGCCUCACCAACACCAACCGUUACUUGGCUUAAAGACGGUCAACCAUUGAAACCAUCGGAUAAUGUCACUCCACAUAGUGAACCUGAUGGUACACAAACUCUUACUUUUAAAUCUGCUCAAAUGACCGACAAAGCAACAUAUACAUGUCAAGUAACAAAUGUUGGUGGUACAGCAGAAGCUAAAUUAAAUCUUAAUGUUCAACAAAUUAAACCAACUCUUAAAUCUGAUCUUAACAAAGAUAUAACUGCUCAAGCAGGUGAAAGAAUUCCAUUAACAAUACAAGUAUCAGGUACCAAACCUAAUGUAAAAUGGUAUAAAAAUGGUGAAGAAAUUGAUCAAACAACUGAAGAAAAUAUUGAAAUUGUUGAAGAAGAAGAAACAUAUACAUUUUUAAUUAAAAAUGCUAAACCAAAAAAUAGUGGUGAAUAUCAAGCCGUUAUUACAAAUGAUGUUGGACAAAUAAAAACAAAAAAAAUUAAAUUACAAGUACAAAAAGCACCAGAAUUAAAAAAGAAACCACAACCAUUGAUUACUGUUAAAGAAGGUGAACCAGCAUGUUUUGAAUGUGAAUUUGAUGGAAAUCCACAACCAAAAGUUUCAUGGUUACGUGAUGGAAAACCAUUAACACCUAAAGAUGGUUUUGAUAUUAAAACAGAUACAACAACUGGUAAAAGUACAAUAACUGUAAAUCAAGCAACACCAAAACAUGCUGGUCCAAUAACAUUACGUUUAGAAAAUUCAGUUGGUACACCUAUUGAAGAAACUGUACAAUUACAAGUUGAAACACCACCACAAUUAUUACAAAAACCACAACCAACAUGUGAAGCACAUUUAAAUCAAACAGCAUCAAUUCCAUUUAAAUGUUUAGCAUCACCAAAACCAAAUAUUAAAUUAUAUAAAAAUGAAAUUCAUAUACCAUUAACCGGUGAUCAUUAUGAACUUGUACCAAAUCCAAAUGAUUCAACAAGUUUUGAAAUUAAAAUUAAAAAAGUUCAACCUGAUGAUGAAGGAAAUUAUCGUAUACAUAUUGAAAAUCCUUUAGGACAUGUUGAUUCAAAUGUUCAAGUAACAACAGUUGAUAAUGUAUCAAUAAAACCAACAUCAAAACCAAAUAAAACAGAUUUAAAACAACAUGAAACAUUAAAUAUUGAAUAUAUUGUUGAUGGAAAACCAAAACCUGAUAUAACUUUUAUGAAAGAUGGUAAAGAAGUAAAACCAUCACCUAAAACACAAAUAACUUAUGAUGAAAAAACAAAAGUUUGUCGAUUAGUUACAACAGAUGUUAGUGAAGAAGAUCAAGGUACUUAUACAUUAGUUGCAAAAAAUAAAUUAGGUAAACAAGAAAGUGAACCUAUUAAAGUUAAUGUUACAGCACCUAUUGCUGUUAAAACAAAAUUACCUGAAACAACUGAUGCUGUACUUGGUGAACAAACAACCUUAACUGUUGAAGCUGAAGGUCUUCCUCAACCAAAAGUCACAUGGCUGUUCAAUGGUCAACCAGUUAAACCAACACAAAAACAUAAAAUUGAUACACCAAAAGAAAAUCCAAAUCAAACAACAUUAACUGUUAGUAAAUUAGAUAAAACCGAUGUAGGCAAAUAUACAGCUAUUAUUGAUAAUGGUGUUGAAAAAGUUGAAACAAGUACUACAUUAAAUGUUCAUACUAAACCUAAAUUAGAAUCUAAACUUGAACCAACAACAUCAUUUAAUAUUGGUGAACAAGCAGAAAUACCAAUUCGUCUCAGUGGUGAAAAUAAUACAGUAACUUGGUAUAAAGAUUCUAAAGAAAUUCGUUUUGAUAGUCGUACUCGUAUUGUAACUGAAGAAUAUAAUUCUUAUAAAUUAGUUAUUGAUGAUUUACGACCAGAAGAUAAAGGUGUUUAUACAAUGGUAAUUAAAAAUAAAGCUGGAUCCGUAGAAGUCAAAACUGUAUUAAAUGUCAAAGAACAAAAACCACAAUUAUUAGCUGAUUUAAAUGAUUCUCCAGCUGCAAAUACAGCUAAAAUAGGUGAAGAAUUCUUCUUAGAAAUUCGCGCACAAGGUAAACCACCACCAAAAGUAGCAUGGUUAUUAAAUGGACAAGAAUUAUCAUCGACAUCAUCUGAUUAUGAAUUAAUUGUAACUGAAGAUGGUUAUUAUCGUAUUAAAUUUCAUCAUUUUCAUGAACGUUAUCUUGGUGAAUAUCAAGCUGUAAUAACAACUAGUGCAGGUUCAGUACGAACAAAAAUAGUUCGAGUUGCUGGACAACAAGCACCUGUAUUUACUCAAGCACCACCGAAAUUUAUUCAAAUAAAAUCAGGUGAAAAAUUAACAAUUGAAUGUAUGGUUAAAGGACAUCCAACACCAAAAGUAACUUGGUUACGUGAUGGAAAAGUUUUAUCAAAUAAAGAUGGUUUUGAAAUUAAAACUGAUUCAACAACUGGUCAUGGAAUAUUUAUUAUUCCAAGUGGAUCAGUUAAAUAUUCAGGCAAAUAUGAAUGUAAAGUUGAAAAUCAAUAUGGUACACAUACAGCUGAAAUUAAUAUUGAUGUUCUUCCACCAACAGUUACACAACAAAAAUUAAAAGAUUUUGAUAUAUCACGUGGACAAGAAGUUACAAUAACGGUUACAGCUAGUGGUACUCCAUUACCAUCUUGUACAUGGUUUCAUAAUGAUAAACAACUUUUUCAAAAAGCUAAUCGUGUUGUAAUGAUUGAUGAUGGACCAACACAUAUUUUGAAAUUACUCGGUGUUGAAUUAGCUGAUGCAGGACAAUAUAAAGCAGUUGUUCAAACUGACAUGGGUACAACUGAAUUAGUCAGUCAAGUCACUGUUAGAGAUGUAUCUGAUGAAUCAUCAGUGCCAGUUGACGUUCGUGCAAGUCAAGGUGGUUCCUGUACACUUGAAUGUCAAACAUCAGGUACACCAUUACCUCAAGUCAUAUGGACAAGAAAUGGUCAAGAAAUAAAAUCAAAUGAAUAUUUUCUAAUUGAAUCAUCUCCAAAUGGUAAUCAUCGUUUAAUUAUAAGUAAUGCUCAAUUUGAGCAUGCUGGCAAAUAUGUUGCAAAUGUUAAGCAUAAAAUACAAACACAAUUUAUGAAUUUUAAUGUUAUAGUUAACGAACGAAAAGCAUCAACAACAGCAAGUGCAACAAUUAAUUUAACAGGACUAAAUCCUGAACAACAAAUACAACAAAUACAAGCUCAAAUUCGUCCAUUAUUUCUUCAUUUUGGUUUACAAGAUAUUCCUCGUUCUUUAAAUGAUAUAUUAUUUAAUACAGCUCAAGAUAAACAAUUUCGUACAAGUGAAGAUCAAUUAAAAGAACGAGAACGUUUAUUAAUAUUGCUUACAAAUUACUUAUAUCAAAAUUCGAAUAAUAAAUUAGGCAAUGGAAGAAAAUUUAAUUGGCCCGAAGUAGUGAAAAUUAUUUUUUAUAAUCGUUUUACACUAAUAUCACAAACACAUAAAAUUAUUGAUAUUCCUGAUGGAUAUAAUGUUCAAAUAAAUGAUCUUAUUCAAUAUUCUAAAUAA
This is a messenger RNA of Rotaria sordida, 19472 nucleotides long. The record is from the annotation of a GenBank genome assembly. Lineage: Eukaryota; Metazoa; Rotifera; Eurotatoria; Philodinida; Philodinidae.